AUUUUCUUUUUGCUCCUAAAAUUAAUAAGAGCAUAUACGAAAAAUAUCACAUUCAACAAACACAACUAAAAGUCCAAUACCAAAAUCAUGGCAUUAACAAACAUAUUUGAAAUGAGUAAGAACAAAAUAGAGAGCAGACUAGACGAAAUUGAAGACAACGAAGAAAAUCAGACGAGCAAGAGCAACAAUUUGGGAACUUCCGUUCCCGAAUCUAAAACGGGUGACCAAGAACCUAAGGUUGACGCCAAGGAAGACGAAGAUGGUGACUACGAGGAGGAGGAUGAAGACAAUGAUGAGGAAGAUGCUCAAGUGGACAGAAAAGGGAAAGGGAUUUUGAUAGAAGAGGAGGACAACGACAAGGAUGAUGUCGAUGAUUCGAAUGAUGGCGAUGAUGAUGAAUCAGAUGUUGAGAGCGAUUAGUUCGACGAUCCGUUGGCUGAGGUUGAUUCGGAAGAUAGAGGCUUCAUCGCCGUUGAUGAGAGGAGAAAGUGUAGAGGAAAUUCAUUUUGAAAUUGAAAUUCAUGGGUUUGAGAGUGAAAUUGAAAUACACUGUUUUUAUUCUU
This is a messenger RNA of Rubroshorea leprosula, 563 nucleotides long. NCBI's taxonomy places the organism in Eukaryota, Viridiplantae, Streptophyta, Magnoliopsida, Malvales, Dipterocarpaceae. The record is from the annotation of a GenBank genome assembly.